Rhinolophus ferrumequinum (greater horseshoe bat) is the source of this 1988-nucleotide messenger RNA. It is a transcript of the gene TLX3, whose product is annotated as T cell leukemia homeobox 3. Gene Ontology annotation, biological process: regulation of transcription by RNA polymerase II; animal organ development. Bases 434 to 1450 code for a protein of 338 amino acids. NCBI's taxonomy places the organism in Eukaryota, Metazoa, Chordata, Mammalia, Chiroptera, Rhinolophidae. Gene Ontology annotation, cellular component: nucleus. The record is from RefSeq and is a predicted model, not a curated record. The transcript is spliced from 3 exons. Gene Ontology annotation, molecular function: DNA-binding transcription factor activity, RNA polymerase II-specific; RNA polymerase II cis-regulatory region sequence-specific DNA binding.
UGUAAUUGAAAGGAUUCAUAAGGUUUGGUUUUUGCUCAGAUGAGAAAAUUUGGAAGAAAACGAAAACCCCCUCAGCAAAGGACAAUUUCAGAAGCAAAGCACCCUGGCCUACCCCGCGCUGCGACGGAGAAGCGGCCCGGGCCGGGAGGAGCGGGGAGCGUCUGCUAAUUGCAGCUUCGUUAGAUUUCGGGUUUGGGAGGCUGCGGUUCGGGCGCUAAUAUCCGCCGCCCAUUAUCCUGGCUAAUAAAUUUGACCUAUUGUUCGUUUGUUAAAAUGAUGUCACCUUGGAACAGUCCCUAAGCUCCUAUUUCCAUGAAUUAGGCCUUUAUUGAAAGCCGGGAGCCAAUGGGAGGAGAGAGGCUUGUUGAUCGCAGCCAAUGGCUGCGGCGGGAGAGGAAUUAGCAGCGGAAACUCCAGGUUCGGUUCAAGAAAGAUGACACAGAGCCUGUCGGGCCCGCGCACUCUUGGCAAAGUUUCAGUGCGAGGAGAGGCGCCGGGCGCUCCAUGGCCGCGCCGUAACGGGGACCCAGCCGCCUCCCCGCCCAGCCCAGCCCAGCCCUUCCGCCCGCCCAGGAUGGAGGCGCCCGCCAGCGCGCAGACCCCACACCCGCACGAGCCCAUCAGCUUCGGCAUCGACCAGAUACUCAACAGCCCGGACCAGGACAGCGCACCAGCCCCGCGGGGCCCCGACGGCGCCAGCUACCUGGGAGGGCCCCCCGGGGGCCGUCCGGGCGCCACUUACCCGUCUCUGCCCGCCUCCUUUGCCGGCCUCGGAGCGCCCUUCGAGGACGCGGGAUCUUACAGUGUCAACCUGAGCCUGGCGCCCGCCGGCGUGAUCCGGGUGCCAGCGCACAGGCCGCUGCCCGGGGCCGUGCCGCCGCCUCUGCCUAGCGCGCUGCCCGCCAUGCCCUCCGUGCCCACGGUCUCCAGCCUGGGUGGCCUCAAUUUCCCCUGGAUGGAGAGCAGUCGCCGCUUCGUCAAAGACCGCUUUACAGCGGCGGCGGCGCUCACGCCCUUCACGGUGACCCGGCGCAUCGGCCACCCCUACCAGAACAGGACGCCGCCCAAGCGUAAGAAGCCGCGCACAUCCUUUUCUCGGGUGCAGAUCUGCGAGCUGGAAAAGCGCUUUCACCGCCAGAAGUACCUGGCCUCGGCCGAGAGGGCGGCGCUCGCCAAGUCCCUCAAAAUGACGGACGCGCAGGUCAAGACCUGGUUCCAAAACCGGAGGACCAAGUGGCGGCGGCAGACGGCGGAGGAGCGGGAGGCGGAGCGGCAGCAGGCGAGCCGGCUCAUGCUGCAGCUGCAACACGACGCCUUCCAAAAGAGCCUCAACGACUCCAUCCAGCCCGACCCGCUCUGUCUGCACAACUCGUCGCUCUUUGCUCUGCAGAAUCUGCAGCCCUGGGAGGAAGAUAGCUCCAAAGUCCCCGCUGUCACCUCUCUGGUGUGAGCCACCAGCGCGCAUGGUCGCCAAGGAUCGCUGCCCCCACGCGGCAGGGCACCCCGGGCCCCCAGCAGGGCUGAGGGGUAAUCGAGGCCGAGAGGGGAAGGGGCCGCCAAGCUCCAGGAAGCCCCGGGGCGCUGCCGCAUCUCCGCCAGCUGCGGAGGGGGGCUGGGCCCGGGCUCCACGCGGCUGCACAAUCCGAGCCCCCGCCCCGCGCCCAGUCCCGCCCCAGGCCCGGGCCUGACAAAGAAAGCGCCUUACGUUUCUCCGCCCCUCGCCCGCACUCCCCCGGGCUGGGCGCCUGUAUUAUACUUUGUACUUUUGCCCAAAUGUGUAAAUAAUAAAAGUUUUGGCUUUUUUUUUUUUUUUUAAGAAACUGGCCACCUGCUUCCCCCAUGGGGGCCGCUGGAGGAGGGGCGGCCUACCAGGUGGUUGGGGGAAGCGCCAGGGGCUGGGGCACCCUGCGUUUAGGCAGGGUCCACUCCUCUCCUUUUCCGUUCCUUUUAUUUAAGUCGUUUUAUUUAAUAAAAAGUUAGCUAUUUCA